AUGUCCCCGGAUUCCCUCGUCCUCCCCCUGCAAUCGCCGAUCAGUCGUUCCACUGUGGAUAAGACGUCUGGCAGGCGGAGAAUAGCACUUGUGGUGGAGUUCACCUCAGCAUCGUCCAACGAAAUCGAUUCUGGUGCAGCUGCGCCGCCUAUCUCAUCCCGCUCUCUCAUCGACAGUUACACUUUCCCGAUACAGUCCCCACUAGGUCCAGAAGUCCCAAAAUGCGAGCAGCUCUCCUUCCUGCAUCUUCAUUGGCUUGAGACCACAUGUUCUCGUCCCCUACAAGGUUGGGAGAGGCGUGCUAAAGAUGCCAAAGACAAUCCGUCCGUCGUGCCGCAUAAAAGGCUCUUCGAACCCCAGCUGUUGGCAUCGAUUCAUGCUUCUAUCCUUCCAUCUCCAAUCUAA
Molecule: messenger RNA, 405 nt
Organism: Aspergillus neoniger CBS 115656
Lineage: Eukaryota; Fungi; Ascomycota; Eurotiomycetes; Eurotiales; Aspergillaceae
Exons: 1
Coding region: 1-405 (134 amino acids)
Source: RefSeq, a predicted model, not a curated record